AUGGCAGACAAACGAAAAAAGGCCACCUUGACAGAAAUUGAGAGAAACAACGUUGCACAAUGGCUUCUCCAAAACAGCAAGGACUUCAAGCUUCGGUACGACGCGAAGAAAGAGGCAGCAGCUAUGUUCAACAUCGAUGUGAGGACGGUUUGGCGACUGUGGACAGCAGCACGCGCACAAAAAAUGAUGGGAAGACCUGUACAACUCGUUUCAAUGAAGAAGGGAUCAACACAUAGCGAUAAAAAGGUAAUCGACGUGGAAAAAGUAAAGCAACUAUCCGUUCUAGAAAGAUCAACUAUAAGGAAAAUGGCAAACAAGCUUGAAGUUAGUAAAAGCUUGGUUGGUGUUUGGAUAAAGGAGAAAAAGAUUAGAGCACAUACCAAUGCAAUUAAACCUCUUCUAACACAGCAAAAUAGAUUAAGUAGGCUCACUUGGAGCCUUAGUCAAUUAAGUGCAAUUAGUGCAAAUGGAAGAAUCAAAUUUCAGCCUAUGUAUAACACAAUACACAUAGAUGAAAAAUGGUUUUAUUUAACCAAAACAUCGGAUAGAUACUACCUGCUGCCAGAUGAGAUAGAGCCUUAUAGAGCAUGCAAAUCUAAGAGAUUUAUUGAGAAAAUCAUGUUCAUUUGUGUUGUUUCAAGGCCACAAUAUGACAAUGAAGGUAAAAUGAUUUUUGAUGGUAAGUUUGGGAUAUUCCCAUUCACUACGGUGGUGCCGGCAGUUAGGAACAACAAAAACAGAAUGAGAGGCACGAUUAAGACCGUUUCCGGCACCACAGUGUCCGGCUCCAAAGCCCAAGACGGAAAGGACAAAGCUUCAAAGUGGGUCGCCGUCAAAACGUCUGAAAACGUCGGAGAAGACUCUGUCAUUGGCGCCGUAUCACCGAAAACCAAAGGGGGGAACAACAAAUCGGGUGAUUCUUCGGUAGAAUCACCGGUGGUUCCGAGAUCCAUCGGAGAUGGUAACAGAUCCGGUGAUUCUUCGGUAGAAUCACCGGCUGAACAGAGAGAAGUGAGAAUUUGUUCUUGA
Molecule: messenger RNA, 1029 nt
Organism: Salvia miltiorrhiza (redroot sage)
Lineage: Eukaryota; Viridiplantae; Streptophyta; Magnoliopsida; Lamiales; Lamiaceae
Exons: 1
Coding region: 1-1029 (342 amino acids)
Molecular function (GO): nucleic acid binding
Source: RefSeq, a predicted model, not a curated record